This is a messenger RNA of Anopheles funestus (African malaria mosquito), 3815 nucleotides long. Its product is annotated as enhancer of split malpha protein-like. Gene Ontology annotation, biological process: Notch signaling pathway; sensory organ development. NCBI's taxonomy places the organism in Eukaryota, Metazoa, Arthropoda, Insecta, Diptera, Culicidae. Bases 784 to 1323 code for a protein of 179 amino acids. The record is from RefSeq and is a predicted model, not a curated record. The transcript has a single exon.
AAAGUGUCUGUGGGAAACUGUAAAAGAUUUGAGUUCCCACGAUUUCACGAAAAAUCGCUUCGCUCCUUUUGCCGCCUUGCUACACCCGCGCUACACCACCGUCCACCACCACCAACUUGUGCGCUGUUUCGUCCCACUGGCGUGUGUUAUUGAAUUACGUGCAGGUCCUUGCCGAAGAGCGGCAAAGCAAAUGUGUCCUUUCCCUUUUUCGCCCCCUGUGUGUGUGUGUUUUUUUUUCGUUCGUUCGUUCGUUCAUCUAUAGCACGGGAAAAGGGAUUUUGGUUUUCCGUUUUGUUGUUUCUCUUCUGGUUUCGUUCUCAGAUUCCACGCCAGUGUUGUUCGCGUUCACAAAGUUCCCAUGGAAAUGCAGGAACACCUGCCUGUAACGGCGUGUCCUGAUUCGUCCGUUCGCUUUUUUCCCUAUGCUGCACCGGUUUUUUGGUGUGUGUUGGUGUGUGCGUCCCUCGUUCACUUGUGCCUGCGCACAUGCGGGGGUACAGGAUGCGUGCGUAUGUGUGUGUGCGCAGGGUUCGGGUUUACUAUAUAAGACCCGGGACGAACUGAAAUUCUACAUCAAACGCAUUCGAUCAGCUCAACAGCGAACAGCUCAAAAACAAGUUCCAUAUCAACACACAAACAGAGUGUUUUUUAAACACACGAAACGACGAGCAAAAAUCGAGCAAAACAAACAAGUUUUAGCGAUAAGCGCAAAAAAACCGAGUGAUAAGUGAUCCAGCGGGAAGUUUACCUUUGUGAUAAGAAAACAAAACACAACCGAACAACAUGUAUUCGUACGCCGUGAAUAAUGCCGCCUGCAGCAGCAACAACAGCAUCAACGAGAAUCGGUACAACAGCGAAAAGUUGGCCAAAUCAUCAGCCGUUUACCGGCUGAAGAAGAUCCUGAAGCCACUGGUGACACUGCUCAAGAGCAAAAGCAAAGCCCAGUCAGUGAAGUCGAGCAGCAAGUGUGCCCACAUCGAUCAGCGCCGCUCCAUCAUCAGCUACAUCGAUGACUACGACUGUGACUACGACAACUCUGCCAACGAGCGUCUGGAGGCGGAACUGGUCGCGGAACUGGAACAGUGCCAUGCCACCGAUGCGGCCAUCCUUGUGCUGGAGGAUCAGCAACUCCGUCUGCAACCUGUCCUGCCGGAGGAACUGUACGUCCCAGUACACUUUGCCCGCACCGAAGCCGGUACCUUCUUCUGGACGACAAUGCCGGCCCGUGAGGUUGAUGAGGAUCUGAUUCAACCGGUUCACUGCUACAGCGAAGAGCAACAGUACGCCCAGCAAGCAUACGCCGACCGUUGGGCACAAGCCUGAAGUGCCGAAUCGCCAGCAGGACCAUCUUCUCCACCACAUCUCCAGUGAUAACCAGACGUGUUUGGGGAGGAAGGAACAACAAAACUCACGAUCUCUUCCGCCGUGCUUCAGGAGAGCACCGUUUCCCGACCAUCUUGCUUGCAUCGAGACCAGCAAGAGUGCGUACAUGUGUGGAAACUCAUCCCUUCUCGAAAAAAUGGUACAGCUUUAAUAGGUUUAGUUGAGGGUCAGUAGCUUUCUUCGUGUUUUACUUGUGAUAGUAGGGUAUAAAACUGUCUUCCAAACAUUUUGUGAUUGAUCGACGUGUCUUCCAAUUUUGUUCUUGUAAGCAAAAUCUGAUAGAUAUUAAAACAUAUAAAUACACAAAAAACCAACUACAAAAAAAACUUCAACUGUCUUAUCAUUUAUUUUUUGGGAGGAUUUGAAUGGGUUUCGGUAUUGGGGGUUUUUCUUCUUUUCCACAGAUAAACAGGUUGUUGUGAUGCAAGUGGUGCGCAUUUACAACGGGAAGUCUGCAGUGGAAGGCGAAGCAACAGGUUGUUUACAAACAAAUGAGCAUUUUGUUGUUGUGUUGGUCGGUUCGUUUCCUUCGCGCUCAUUGGUGUCUUUUGUUUGUUGUUUGUGGGGAGGAUAAAAGAGUAAAAAGACUUGAAUGAGCGUUCAAGCGAUGAUGAGGUAGCUAAUUGCAUGAGUAAUUGAAGGUGAUUAUGUUUUUCUUACAACUAAUUAGAAAACAAUAUUCCAACUAGCCUUCAAACACACUUUGGACUGGAGAUUCUUAUAAGAAAAGGAAUCAGUCUCUUUUCUAGGAAUUUAUUUCUGGGUGUUCCGUUGCUUCUUGGGAUUCCAGUUUUUGGGAUUAAAUAUUACUCAUUCUUACCGUUUCCUGCUGUUGGUAAUAAAGCGGACUUGUUUUAACCGCUCCAGGAAUUUUCCUGUAAAAAAACGGUCGGUGGCGGCAUUUUUUGCGCUUGCAUUCGUGUGAAAUCCUACUCUUAUUCGGGGCGGGCCAUUAUUUAACCGUCGGACAGAACUGUGUAGGUGAAGAGGAAGAUACCUUCCUGGAAUUCAGAGAAAAAGGUCCUGAAAAAACAAAAAAAAAACCGAAAGGACCGCUUCGGACGUCCUUUAGGACGGAGCUGCAAUAUCCCGCUCGUCCAUUACCGCAGCUCAUGCGUGCAUAAUGCACUUGACAGGGUUUUCUUUCGGAACUCGGCCUGUUACUUGGUCGUAAUCGAUUUUCUCGGAACCUUCGGGACAUCUUCCGCUGUUUGAACCGAGAAGAAAUGUUUGACAAUGCGCUUGUUUUUUUGUGAUAAUUUGCCGGUACGGAACGAAUGUCUAAAACUAAUGUUGUUUGAAGAGGAACAGCGGUUUAAUACUUAUUAUCAGUUUUGAUGCUAAAAAGCGAUAAAUGGGAACUUUAUUUAGAUUUGGUUAGCUCAAGUUGAAAUGACGCUUAACGAUUAGAGUCUCAAGGACCUGUUGAAACAACUAGAGUAGUAACAAAACGGAAUCACUCCAAAUGGAAAACAAAUGUAAAUGAAUAAUAUCUUAAGAAUAUUUAACCGAACGACUUCAAUUUAAAGUGACAAAUCAUGUCACCACGAAUACAAAUAUGCGUUAAUAACAAGGCAAGACAAGAGGCCUCGAGAGUCGGUGAAGAAGGACGACGAUGUGCAGCAGAGUUCGUUGUAAUGUUUACCACUUAUUAGGAUGGCUCCAUUAUCGGAUCGUCCUUUUACCGUCGCGUUCGUGUUAUCCUUUCAUGCAGAGGCGCGUUACAAAUGAGUUUUGGUUGCUUCAUUAUAUAAGAAAAAUUAAUUUUAACAACUGGUAGCAUUGCUUAAGUUCGUAAUUUCAAUAUGUAAAUCUUUGAGAUGAUUUUUGUAAAUAGUUUUAGAUCUGAGAUUCCCUCAAGGAAUGUCAUUGAGGUGAGGAUGAAAUAAAAAAAAUAUUUUCCUCAGUUACCAAUAAUUUCUGAAACUCCGUAAUAUCUCCAUAAGCGAAUGAGGAAAUUAAUCUGCAAGCGGAUUAUUCAUUUUUGAAUGUAAAAACGAGACAUUCUUCAAACAAUGUUUACCUCAUCAGGUGCUUAGAAUUACUUGAAGAUCCGUAAACCGAUUGAUUUGGAACUUUCACCACUUAUUCUUCAUAUAGUUUACAAUUAGUUGUGAUAGUCAUGUUUUUACUACUUGGAUUUUUCUUUUUUUUCUAUAAAUUAAAUACUAACUAAUUAUAAUACUAAUUAAACCUUGAAUUUUUCUGUCACAAAUAGGUUGUAGUUGUAAGUUGUCCUUUAACUUGCAGGUAAUAACAAUUAUCUAAUCAAUGUGGUCAAUUAUUUGAUAAUAGCACCUUCUUUAACAGUAUUUUUAAACUAUAGGUUCCAGCGAUUUUAGACAAAGCCGUCAGUAGGUAUGAGAAAUUAGAUUUUUUUGACCUCUGAAGUUUAAGCCUUUUAGGCUUUGAAGUUCCAAAGAAGUUAACUA